Messenger RNA from Aureobasidium vineae, 3327 nucleotides. Lineage: Eukaryota; Fungi; Ascomycota; Dothideomycetes; Dothideales; Saccotheciaceae. The record is from the annotation of a GenBank genome assembly.
AUGCCACACAGUCCAGCUCGCAUACUCAAGCCGGAGCAGAACACCCACAACACGAGCCUGUCGUCCACCGAGCUCCCGGCACUCCUAACGACAAUCCUCCGNNCCCGUCUCGUCGCACGCUCGUUCUCGCUCCUCUUCGCCUGUAGAAUCAAAGAAGGCACCGCCACUCCCCUCGAAGCCUCCUUCUCCGCCUCGAAACGCUGCACCGACUCAGCCUCCGCCUUCGAACUCUACCGACUCGUCCAAUGCAGCAUCCAAGACUUCGUCGCGUCGACCCGGUAUCCUCACUCUAAGUUCUCGUCGCAGGCCCCUCCGUCUCCAAGCGUGCCCCAGACUACCAAGUCGCAGGCCAAUGGCACGAAUGCGGCGAAUCGCGAGGCAGAGGAACUACAACCGUACGUUCCGCAAAGGCCAAAGGAGUCCAACAGCUCCUUCUUCUCGAACCUUACCCGCCGUCUGUCUUCCGGCGCUCAAAAUGCUGGUACUCCCCGUCCUGGCGAGAAUGGUGGCAUGUGCCCACGACGUGUAUUGAACGUCAACCAGGGCCGCGAACGCUGCCUUUUACCAGAGCUCGAUUCUGCCAAACUACGACGUGUCGCCUUCUCGGUCGAUGUUGAAAUCGCCUCUGGGCCGCGAUACAGAGAUGACGAUACUGGGGACGCUCCGAAACAGAAGAAAGCGAAGGACAAAAAGUUCAAGGAACGUGGAGAAGGAGAGGCUCUGAAAAACCCGCAAGCAGUCACCGAACGCAAAGAGCAGUUUGACGCAGCUGCUGCUUCUACCGACGAUGAUAUUGCUGGUAGAACCGGAUCGCCCGAAGCAGGUCCCGAGAUCAGCGACAAAACUACGACCCCUGGAGACAACUCGAAAUCGACACCCGAAGAAGAUGCUGCACGCAAAGAUCGGAAGGAGAAGAAGAGACAGAAGGCCGAAAAUAGUGGUCAGCUUCCUCGUGAGCUGAAUGGUGACGUCUCUCCGCAGCAAGGUCCUUCCGCAAACCAAACCCCUACGGAGUCAGGUGCAGCAACUCCAAAAGACCGUCCAACCACCGAUCCUGUGAGGAUAUACAGAAGAUGUUGUCAGCUCAGGGAAUCGCCUAUUCUCAAACGUAUUACCGAACAGCUUAUGGCAGAGGACUGCACUUCGCCUGAGGAUCCUGGAACUGUAACUCAGCUCAAUCUUACCGGGUCCCGGCUUCAAUUGGCCGAUUUUGUGACUCUAAGCGAUUGGCUCGCAAUUGUUCCUGUAAAGCGAUUGUUGCUUGAGGAUGCAGACAUCAGUGACGAGGGCUUGCGUGUUGUUCUGUCUGGACUGCUCGCUUCCAAAAAGCCCCAGCCUACCAGGCGGCGAAAUGGUGCUCGUCAGAUUCCUGCCAAACCUACGGGUGGAAUCGUGGAGAAGCUUAUACUCAAGAACAACCCGAGAAUAUCGAAGAUCGGCUGGAAGCAUAUCUCUAUCUUCCUGUACAUGUGCCGGUCGAUCAAGGCUCUCGAUGUUUCGAUGCUAAACUUUCCCCAAGAACUACCGCCGACCGAGCCCAAUCUAAAUAUCAAGGCACCUAACCAGAUGCCCAAGACGACUGGCAAUUCAGUUGAUGCCGCAGAGACAUUGUGUAAGGCAUUGUCCGGAAGACUUGGCGGAUCUCGCCUUGAAGAAAUUACCAUGGCAGAAUGUGGACUCGCGCCUCAUCAGAUUCGCAAGAUCGUUGAUGGAGCCACAGUCUGCGGCAUCGCCAGACUUGGAUUCGCUGGUAACAAACUCGACGACGAAGGGUUCGAACACAUACUGCAUUACGUACGAUCGGGCGUCUGCCAAGCUCUCGACGUGGGUAGUAACGACCUUAGAGGCAAGCUUGAUUCAUUGAGAGAACUCCUACCCACCUUGACAACAUUACAGAACUUCCGCUUCAUCGACAUCAGCCAUAACAGGAACUUGUUCGUAGGUGAUGCUUGCGCGCUCCAGCUACUCAGGAAGUACUUGCCCAAGCUGGACAACUUGAAGAGAUUGCACCUUAUAGACGUCGGUCUGUCAGUGAAGCAGGCCAUAUCAUUGGCCGAGUUAUCUGCAUUGUCUCAAGCGACCGACGAGGACAGCCAGGAGGAAGCUUGCGCUUUGUAUGCUUCGCUUUGCGCUGCUGCACGAGUGUCAAAAUCACUUGUCUGCAUCGACGUUGAUGUUCCCGGCCCUGGUCAAAGCGAGGUAGUCAAGGCGUUGGCGAAGCAAAUCGUUGCAUACUGCCUACGUAAUAUGGACAGAACUAUGGCUCAAUCAUCUCUACUGCCUGCAGCUACCAUGCUUUCCAAGCAACAUGGAGUCGAGGACGCCAGACAGGCACCAGUUCCGGACGUGCUAGUACAUCUCGUGGGACAUCUGGACGGAGACCGACUAUCCGACGGCAGCGACGACGAAACAGCACCAGAUGAUGAUUACAUCGUCGGGGGUAAUGGUAUCAUUAAAGCUUUGGAAUACUUUCUCGGACAAGACCAGUUGGACAAGCGUAAUGGUAGCAUAUCGCUAUCAGGAACCACUACGCCCCGAGACAUUGGCAACCCAGCUCAAAGUGAAGUCAAGAGGAGAGGAAAGGCCAAGGAGGUCAGCAGGAAUCUGCUUGACAGUGCUCGCAAGCUCCGAAAUCGCUUGAAGCCAGCUUUGGCCAAGGAGUUUGCGGCUGGUGAUGAGAUGAACUACCGCCGUCUGCUCUUCCUUGAUCAGACCUUGAGUGGCAUGAUUGAAAGAUUCGAGGAUGAGUUCCCGGAAACUCGCCUCCAUCUGGACCUACCACCACACCAGCAAAGCUUCUCUCUGUCUUCCUCGCUGGAGUCGACGGAAUCUGGACCAUUAUCCAACGACUUCAUGGCCAGCUCUGCUACCACAUUCGGAACAGAAACAUCGGCUAUCGAGUCAGAUCAGGAUGAAGAACUGCAUGUCAGUGGCGGUGGCUCUAUGAGAAGGAAGGCUAGCGACGUUAGUCUGGCAUCGAGAGCACUUGCAAUUGAAGAAGGACGCAUCCAUCGUCUAGGACACAAGGUGCGACAGGACAUUAUCGAUGUGCCAAUUGGUGUACAGAUAUCUGAGCCAGAUGCGCACACGGAAUGGGCACCAGGAUCCCAUAUGGCUGAGAUCGCCUCCAAGCUGGGAGACAUCUCGGGUCCAGAACUCCGAGUGAUGCUAGACCAGAAAGGUGGAUGGGAAGGAGUGAUGGAGAAGAUGGGAGCCAAUCUGGAGGAGCUGCAGCAGUUGCAGAUGAAAGACCCUCAAGGAUGGGAACAGUUCAAGGAGAGUCAGCUCAAGGCGCGGGCCAACCGGGGCGCGCCAAUCUUCCUGUGA